CAAGGGAUUUACCGAAGGAUUUUUGGCCGUCGAUAGGCCUUCGGUAAACAUCCAUUAUCGACGGCUUUUGGCAUUUUCCGAGGGCUUCUGGCCUUCGGUAAUGCCCUACUUUUUUGUAGUGCUAUGUAUAUCAUUAAAGCAGCUAAUGAUCCAAGAACAUGCAAUCGUGUGGUAUCUUGUCGGCCUUUGAAGAACAUCAUAACACAGAAUCAGUUGAUAUCAUUAUGGCAGCAAAAGUCUGCUCAAACUUUUACCAACACUUUCGUUUCUGAGCAAGAAAUUAUCAAACUCUCACAGACCUUGCCCUUUCCUGAGAAUAUUCCAGUUUCCAUCAUUCAUAGUGUAUUUGUGAAAGGAGACCUUACGAGCUUCGACAUUGGAGAAGAUGACCUUGAAGCUUCGUUGCUAUAUCCUGAUUAUAAUUAUACCUCCAUUGAUGAAGUUCUUGAUGUAUUUCUUCUUCACCCUCCAACUCCUGCAUCUACUUCUUUCGGAUGAACUUAUAUUAAAC
Molecule: messenger RNA, 511 nt
Organism: Vigna angularis (adzuki bean)
Lineage: Eukaryota; Viridiplantae; Streptophyta; Magnoliopsida; Fabales; Fabaceae
Product: isoeugenol synthase 1
Exons: 2
Coding region: 124-498 (124 amino acids)
Source: RefSeq, a predicted model, not a curated record